Molecule: messenger RNA, 1565 nt
Organism: Orbicella faveolata
Lineage: Eukaryota; Metazoa; Cnidaria; Anthozoa; Scleractinia; Merulinidae
Source: RefSeq, a predicted model, not a curated record
GAUGCAUAUUCCGAACACGAGGCAAGAAUGGCUAGCGUGGUACGAUGGAUUGCUGUCCUGCUGACAGUAUUCACUGUCUUAAAUGCGGAACCUUUGGAAGACAACGCAGCUAGUCCUGUAGAAUUAACAACGAAUCAAGAAGAUGCCAUCGAGAAUUUAAACGAGCCUGCUUUUCAAGGGGAGAGCAGAGACGACAUCGUCGAAAACGAGGAAGACGAACAACAAGAAGAUAAUCCGGUAGAAAACGAUUCCUCUGAGGACGAACCCUCUGACGCUGCUGAGAAAGGAGACCCAGAAGAUAGCGAAGAAGGCGAAGAAUUGGAGGACGAACAAGAUUAUCCUGAAGAAGAUAUCCCUACUGAAUACGAAACCAGUGACAUUGCUGAAAGUGAAAGCUCAGACAAUAGUGAAGAAGGCGAAGAAUGGGGAGAUGAACAAGAUUAUCCCGAAGAUGCCAUCACUGAAGAUGAAACCAGUGCCAUUACUGAGGGUGAAAGCACAGAAGACAGCGAAGAAGGUGCAGAAUGGGGAGAUGAACAAGAUUAUCCCGAUGAAGAUGCCGCCUCUGAAGGGGCUGAAGAUGAAACCGAUGAUAUUGCUGAAGACUCAGAACCAAACCAAGAACUGGAUGAAAAUGAUCUUGAUGAAGCAAAAGACACCCCCGAGGAAGACCCAAAGAUUAAUGUUCGUUGCGGGAUAGCGGUUUACAAUCCAUCGAUCCACAAGUGUUGCUAUGGAAAACGAAUUCCCAAAUUUUCCCUCUGUCGGCCCAGAUGUGGUUUAGUAACCUACAACCGUCUGACCCACAAGUGCUGUUAUAAUAAAGUCAUCCCCAAGUAUUCCACCUGUUCAAAAAGAUGCGGUUUGGUCAGCUACAAUCCACUUACCCACAAGUGCUGCUAUCGCAAAGUAAUCCCUAAACGUUUAAUCUGCCGUCCACCCAAAUGCGGAUUGGUCAGCUAUAAUCCAUAUACCCACAAGUGCUGCUAUCUCAGAGUCAUCCCUAAACGUUCAAUCUGCAGUCGACCCAAAUGCGGUUUGGUCAGCUACAAUCCACUGAUCCACAAGUGCUGCUAUCGCAAGGUCAUCCCCAAAAGUUUCAUCUGCCAACCUAAAUGUGGUUUAGUGAGUUACAGCUCAGUCACUCAUAAGUGCUGCCAUGGUCGUGUUAUUCUCAAGUUUGCUAUUUGCAAACCAAUAAUUAAGUACUAGUUGUCAAGUACAAGCCACUGAGUACGAAUGCUUUAGCUCUAGAUAAAGAUGCCUCAAAAGUACUCAGAACGGUUACCACGGCCUCUCUCUAAGGUAACUUAAAUGUUGAGCUGCUGCCAACUGGAGUAAAACUCCUGAAGAAAUAACAAGAAAUCAAAACUGUUACAUUAGUUUCCCUUUAGGUGGUAGAAUGGCAUUUCGUCACACAGUGAUCUGUUUCAUGAGCGCUUUUCCCUGAAAACCACUGAAAAGCGUUAUCUGUGACAAAGCGUUUCAAUUUCCACGUUAAAAGCAAUUGUAAUAGUAAUAUAUAUGUAAUUAAGAGUGGCAAUAAAUUGAAAUUACAAUCGUGA